Messenger RNA from Sycon ciliatum, 1263 nucleotides. Its product is annotated as P-selectin-like. Bases 7 to 1263 code for a protein of 418 amino acids. NCBI's taxonomy places the organism in Eukaryota, Metazoa, Porifera, Calcarea, Leucosolenida, Sycettidae. The transcript is spliced from 8 exons. The record is from RefSeq and is a predicted model, not a curated record.
GUAGAAAUGGGAGGGACCACAUAUUUGACAGUGCGUGGAUUUUUUUGUUACCCAGGCAACGCCCUCAGUGGAAGUAGGUACACUGUCUGUCAGGCUGACGGUACAUGGUCAACAGCAACUCCAAAUUGCACAGCAAACACAUGCUGGAGUCUAUCAGCCCCUAUCAAUGGAUAUGUUUACAUGGAUGACACGACUUUUGGUUCAAAGGCAAGUUUCAGCUGCAAUGCUGGAUAUCAGCUGACGGGUGUGUCCAGUGUUACGUGUCGCACCGAUCGGACCUGGUCUGCAAUCAGUCCAAGAUGUACAAAGAUCACCUGCCCAGUGCUGGCUACACCGCCCAAUGCAAUAUUAUCUGCUGGCCCAGUGGAUUUCCAGGCCAAACGUACAUUCUCCUGCAGUGAUGGAUAUACCCUGUCGGGGGAUUCACAACUGGUCUGUCUUUUGAAUGGAUCUUGGUCUGCCCCGUUUCCAACCUGUUCCAAGUUGGCCGAAUGCGCUCCGCUAAUCAUUGGCAAUGCCGCUGUAUCCAGUGGCCCAUAUAGAGUGAACAGCAUCGUCAACAUCACAUGUAACGCAGGCUUUGAGCUCUCAGGAAGCGCAGUGGUCAUUUGUCUGGACAGCUUGAAAUGGUCUUCCUUGCCGAUUUGCAACCGAGUACCACUACUACCAGAAUGCCCUGUGCUGGUUGUUUCCAAUGCAACUGUGUCAAGCGGCUCAAAUAAAGUUAACAGUAUCCGCAGUGUCUCAUGUAAUGCCGGCUUUGAGCUCUCGGGCAACUCAAUGGUCAUAUGUUUGGCCAGCAAGAGUUGGUCCACCUUGCCUGUUUGCAACAAACUACGUACAACGGCGUCUCUCACCACAACCAAUAUUGUGGCAGCAUGCAUAGGCUUUUUUGCUGGUUUGCUUGUUCCUGGUUGUCUGAUCCUGGUUGCAUUAGUGCGACGCCGACGCAAGUCCACGUCCAAAACGGUAGCAGAGACCAAUAAUACCCUGCCAACUGGUGUAAUUGUAAUCCGGCUUUUGAUCACUCUCAGCCCUCUGAUCGUGUUCUGCUGGUUAGACUCAUACUGUGUAAUCGAUGCUCUUAAACUAGCCCAACAAGUCGGUCUUGCCCGCUGCUUGUUGCCGGCACCUGAAAAGGUCUUCCAUGGUGUGUUUGGCCAGCUGUACGCCCUAUGGCUGCGUAGAGAUAAACCAGCAGAGAAGACACGCUUACGCCUGUACAACGCUAUCGCACUGGCAAUAUUCCUGUACAAUUGUUAA